This is a messenger RNA of Selaginella moellendorffii, 1515 nucleotides long. Its product is annotated as DNA (cytosine-5)-methyltransferase DRM2. Gene Ontology annotation, molecular function: methyltransferase activity. NCBI's taxonomy places the organism in Eukaryota, Viridiplantae, Streptophyta, Lycopodiopsida, Selaginellales, Selaginellaceae. Bases 1 to 1515 code for a protein of 504 amino acids. The transcript is spliced from 8 exons. Gene Ontology annotation, cellular component: nucleus. The record is from RefSeq and is a predicted model, not a curated record.
AUGGCGCGGCCGGAGGCGAUCGUCGAAUACAGCUCCGAUGAUGACAGCGGCGAUGGCGAUCCUGCCCCGGCCGCUCGCGAUCAUGCCCCGCCCAGUGAUCGCGCCCUGGCCUUCGCCACGAUGGGCUUCACGGCGGAGCAAGCCUGUGCUGCAAUGCGCGUCCACGGCGACGACGCUCCGGACGAUGUGAUCAUCGACUACAUUCUUGCGAUGCAACACGAUGAACUAGACGAUAGCACUGGAAAUGAUCUCCUCCGCAGCAUGGGUUUUUCCACUCAAGACAUCGCUGAAGCUAUGAGCAGCUGCGGAAGUGGAGCGGCGAUUCAAACGAUCAUUGCGUAUAUAAUUGAGCAUGGAUCUGGCGCUCAGCCGGACGAGGAUAUGACUGCGUUAGAUACAUUGACGACACUCGGCUACAGCUACGAGCAGGCGUCACAAGCAAUUGCAUCGUGUGGGGCGGAGGACAUCGAUGUUCUUGUCGAUUUCCUCGCAGCUCGCGACUUCGACGCGUUCGAGGACGAUCUGGAGGUAGCAGUUCCCCGGAGGAGAAAACGAGCGCGGGUGGAACAUCACUCUCGUCCACUGAACGGUUUUGGCUCGCCGGACGAGACUCUGGAACGUCACUCUCGUCGACUGAAAGGUUUCGGCUUGCCGGCCGAGACUCCCAUUCCCAGGAGCCAUUUUUCAGUUUCUCGUAGAGCAAGAGGAUACAUCCACAACCUCCCGCUCGAGAACAGGCAGCUGAUUCUCCCGAUUCCACCAAAGACCAUUCGAGAGUUCCUGCCAGCGACGGUGCAGUACACACCCGCCUGGGACACCCGGCAGCAGCUGAACUGCAUCAACACCUGCGGGAACACAGCGUCCUUCUGCCGCAACGUCCAAAGGUUGAUGGCCGCGGGCGAGCCGUCGGAGGAAGCAAAGAAGACCAUCAUGUCGCUCGUCAGGAGGUGGAACUUGGUGUGGACGGGGCCGGGGACGUGCUCGCCGCUGGAAGCACACGAGAUCGAGCAAGCGCUUGGCUACGAGCGCGGACACACGCGAGGAGCGAUCACGAUCAACGAGCGCUUCAAGUCGCUCGGCAACACAUUCCAAGUGGACGUAGUCGGCUUCCACCUCUCGGCGCUCCGUCCGCUCUUCCCCGACGGCAUCCGGAUGCUCUCGCUCUUCUCGGGCAUCGGCGGCGCGGAGGUGGCGCUGCAUCGAGCCGGGAUCAAGCUAAAGUUCGUGGUGUGCGUGGAGUCCAACGUCGAUAACAGGAGGAUCUUGGAGAGGUGGUGGUCGACGUCGGGGCAGACUGGACAGCACCGGAUCCUCGACGACGUCCAGGACUUGACGAUGGCGGUGGUGGCUCGGCUCAUGGAGGAGAGUGGUGGAUUCGAUCUCGUCAUUGGCGGCUCUCCCUGCAACAAUCUCACCGGGAACAACAGGUCGUCGAGGACGGGGUUGGGAGGCGAGCACUCGGUGCUGUUCUUCGAGUUCUCGAGGAUUUUGAACCUGGAUAGGAACACUCACUGA